This is a messenger RNA of Aspergillus caelatus, 1776 nucleotides long. RefSeq names its product dihydroxyacetone kinase. The record is from RefSeq and is a predicted model, not a curated record. Bases 1 to 1776 code for a protein of 591 amino acids. Gene Ontology annotation, cellular component: cytosol. The transcript is spliced from 4 exons. Lineage: Eukaryota; Fungi; Ascomycota; Eurotiomycetes; Eurotiales; Aspergillaceae. Gene Ontology annotation, biological process: glycerol catabolic process. Gene Ontology annotation, molecular function: ATP binding; glycerone kinase activity.
AUGACUACGAAGCAUUUUAUCAACGAUGGCACAACACUCGUCCAAGAUAGUUUGCAUGGACUGGCCUUGUCUAACCCUUUCUUGCGAUAUGACGAAGAUAUCAAAGCUAUCAUAAAUCUACGCCAUGACGGGAACAAGAAUGUGACAAUCAUCUCAGGUGGAGGAGCUGGCCAUGAACCCUCUUUUGUAGGCCUAGUCGGCGAUGGCCUUCUCAGUGCCGCAGUCUCAGGGUCUAUUUUUGCGUCUCCGAGUGUGCACCAAAUUCAAACCACAAUUUCUCGAGUGGGCGGCUCUGCCGGCACCCUGCUCGUGAUCAUGAAUUACACGGGCGAUGUACUGCACUUUCAUCUGGCUGCUGAAAAGGCCCGCCUUGCUGGCUUUGACACUGCCGUGCUAGUCGUUGGGGAUGAUGUGUCGGUUGGUCGACGCAAGAGCGGCAGAGUCGGAAGACGAGGUCUUGCAGGUACUGUCCUCGUUGAGAAGGUUCUCGGGGCCCUGGCCAAACAGGGCAAGAUGGAUCUCCAGCAACUCUGCAAAAUCGGUGAAGACUUAGUGAACAAUCUUGCCACUGUCGGUGCUGCAUUAGACCAUGUUCACAUUGUGGGAAAACCGACAACAGAAUCGAUAGACAAUGCGGAUCAGGUCGAAGUGGGUAUGGGAAUCCACAAUGAGCCAGGUUGCUACGUGAUCAAACCACAGCCAACCAUUUCGACACUGGUGGACCAAAUGUUGGACAAGUUAUUGGAUCCGACCGACUCAGAUCGAGCUUAUGUGUCAUUUUCAGACAAACAAUCCAUUUGUUUGAUGGUCAAUAACUUGGGAGGUGUAUCGAACAUUGAGUUUUCCGCUAUAACCAAGGCUGUGGUUGACCGGCUCGGUAGAUGGGGCAUCACACCUAUUAGGAUAUAUUCCGGGGCUUUUAUGACCAGCUUGGAUGGGAAAGGCUUCAGUAUCACACUCCUGCAAACCACUCCUCAAAUUCUCACGGCGCUAGAUGAGCCCGCCACCACCCCAGGGUGGAGGGUGACACCAGAUCUCUAUCAGGCAUAUGGAGUUGGCGAAGGACCGCACAAGAAUGGCAUAUUUGACACAGGUGACGUUGAUUCGAUGGAACCCUCGCCCAGAUCACUUUCUCAACUGACAGUCAACGAGAAAGACCUGAUGGCAUCUCUCAAGCGGGCUUGUGAUGGGGUGAUAGCGGCCGAGGUAGAGAUUGAUCAAGUCGAUUCGCUGGUGGGCGAUGGAGAUUGCGGAUCGACACUCGCGCGAACUGCUCAGGCUAUCCUUCGGGAAAUUGUUAACAAAGGCAAUUAUAACCGUGAUAGUGGAGAUAUAAUCCAACUCCUUGAGACUCUAGCAAUCGUCGUUGAGAACAAUAUGGACGGUACGUCCGGGGCGCUUUAUGCAAUCUUCCUAAACGCUCUGGCUGCUUCUCUCCGGGCCGUCGGUGCGAAGCUGCCCAAAGAGCGGCCGGUUGAACGUUCAGAUUGGGUGAAGGCUUCUGGUGACGCACUCCAAGCUGUACGCCAAGCUACACCUGCUUUGGUAGGAGACCGCACUGUUAUGGACGCUUUGAUACCCUUCAUAGCAUCUCUGCAGUCCGACUCACCAGUAGCUGUAGCCCUUGCUGCAGCACGAGAGGGGCGUGACAGCACAAAGGGGAUGGCCGCAUCCCUUGGCCGCGCUGUCUACGUUCCUCCGGAAGUGUGGAGUAAGGUUCCAGACCCUGGGGCGAUGGGCUUGGUGUAUCUUUUGGAGGGUCUUUUGGGUGCUUGA